AUGACUUCCAGUUGUCCAGAAAGUGUUUAUUUUGUACCAUUAAUUUUGGCUGUAUGUUAUUGUGCACUUAUUACUUGUAUCUUGGCAAUAGUAUUAUACAAAUAUAAUUAUAAAAUAAUGAAUUUUAUAAAAAGAACAAAAAAAAACCAAAAUUCAUUGAAUAAUAAAAAAACAAAUGAUAAAGAAUCUUCUAAAAAAAGUAAAAAAUCAGUAUCAAUAAUUCCUAGUAAUUUACCAAUAACAGAUUUAUCAACUUCAGAAAUGGUUAAAGAUGAAAAAGUGGUUGUUGAAAAGAAUAACAAAGAAAAUAGUUGUGGAUUAACAAAUGUUUAA
Molecule: messenger RNA, 333 nt
Organism: Strongyloides ratti
Lineage: Eukaryota; Metazoa; Nematoda; Chromadorea; Rhabditida; Strongyloididae
Exons: 1
Coding region: 1-333 (110 amino acids)
Source: RefSeq, a predicted model, not a curated record